GACUGCCUCAGCGUCCCCGAGCUCGGCUCUGAUUGCACCUACGGACUGACUGUGGGGGCAGAGAAGGGCGAGAUCAGGACUCUGUGUCUUUGUGAAUCGUGACUGCAUGAAGGUCGCCUCCCUCGGACCUACUUGGUGGGAGUGUCUGGUAUUGUUCUAAGGCCAGGAGCACGGUGAGCCACAGUCUGUUGAUAGAAUUGGCGUCUUGAUAGUUGAGAAAAUGGCGAUGACACUGUUGGAAGACUGGUGCCGGGGGAUGGAUGUGAACUCCCAGAGAGCUCUGUUGGUCUGGGGCAUCCCAGUGAACUGUGAUGAGGCUGAAAUCGAAGAGACCCUCCAGGCUGCGAUGCCCCAGGUUUCCUACCGAAUGCUUGGGAGAAUGUUCUGGAGGGAAGAAAAUGCGAAAGCAGCCUUAUUAGAGCUCACUGGCGCUGUAGAUUACGCCGCGAUCCCCAGGGAGAUGCCGGGCAAAGGAGGGGUCUGGAAAGUGUUCUUUAAGCCCCCAACUUCUGAUGCUGAAUUUUUAGAAAGAUUGCACCUCUUCCUAGCUAGAGAGGGGUGGACCGUGCAAGAUGUUGCCCGUGUCCUUGGGUUUCAGAACCCUACUCCGACCCCGGGCCCAGAGAUGCCAGCAGAGAUGCUAAACUAUAUUUUGGAUAAUGUUAUUCAGCCUCUUGUUGAGUCCAUAUGGUAUAAGAGGCUGACACUUUUCUCGGGGAGGGACAUCCCAGGGCCUGGAGAGGAAACCUUUGAUCCCUGGCUGGAGCACACUAAUGAGGUCCUAGAGGAGUGGCAGGUGUCCGAUGUAGAAAAGAGGCGGCGGUUGAUGGAGAGUCUUAGAGGCCCCGCCGCUGAUGUCAUUCGCAUCCUCAAGUCCAACAACCCCGCGAUAACCACUGCCGAAUGCCUGAAGGCGCUUGAGCAGGUGUUUGGGAGCGUUGAGAGUUCUAGGGAUGCCCAGAUCAAAUUUCUGAAUACUUAUCAGAACCCAGGAGAAAAAUUGUCUGCUUAUGUCAUUCGUCUGGAGCCUCUGCUACAGAAAGUGGUAGAGAAGGGGGCCAUUGAUAAAGAUAAUGUGAACCAGGCCCGCCUAGAGCAGGUCAUUGCCGGGGCCAACCACAGCGGGGCCAUCCGAAGGCAGCUGUGGCUUACCGGGGCUGGGGAAGGGCCGGCCCCAAACCUCUUUCAGUUGCUGGUGCAGAUCCGUGAGGAGGAAGCCAAGGAGGAGGAGGAGGAGGCUGAGGCCACCCUUCUGCAGUUAGGCCUGGAAGGGCACUUCUGAGUGCCAGGAAAGGCAGCUUUAGUGCAGACCUAGAUCACAGCUACUUUUCUUGUCCCUGUGGGGUCUUACCGAUGUAUCUCUGAGUAGUAAAGGCUUAGCCCUGUUCCGUUUUGUUGUUUUUUGGAGGGGAAGGUUAGUCAGGCCUGAGUAUUCAUGUAACAUUCUAAAAUUGUGCAAGCGAGCACCGUGAGCUGCUACAAUGCAAGCGGGUCUUGUUGGCUAAAAUGCCAGGUAAAGGGUUGGUUGGACACAGGGCUUAGUGCACGCUGUCAUCAUGGACAUCAUAAUCAGUUGUGAAAAACACGCGAACCUAUGACACUUCCUAUUCCACACUGAAUGUGAAAUUGCAUGUUCAGAUGUUUACUACGAGGCCUAGCUCACAGGAAGUGUUCAGUAAAAGUACGAACUGUUAGAUUACUGAUAUCGCGGAUAGAUUUUUGUUUACGAUAAAUUGUUCCAGAUUUAUAUUAAUGGAAGGAAAUGUGCAUUUAUUAGCUAUUAACUUUACAAUGCAAACAUCUUAUUUCUCAUCUUUAAACAUGUCGACCAGUUUAAUUGAAAAGUAUUCUGAGACUGCAAAACGGGGUGUUAAAAAAUACUGCAGUUACGGAGCUGUGUAAACCAGUUUCUCAUUGCGUAAGAUACAGAUGUAAAUUGCAUGGAGAGGUUGAUAUGCACCUGUACAGUAAUUCACUCCCCCAUUUCACAUCUUUGUCAGAGAAUAGUUCUUGUUCAUACUGAGUGUUCUAAACUUGAAGUUACAUAUACAAAUUAAAAUAUUUUAAAAAUUC
Molecule: messenger RNA, 2073 nt
Organism: Symphalangus syndactylus (siamang)
Lineage: Eukaryota; Metazoa; Chordata; Mammalia; Primates; Hylobatidae
Gene: PNMA1
Product: PNMA family member 1
Source: RefSeq, a predicted model, not a curated record